AGCAUGGAACUGAUGUGACACUGAGCUGUGAGGUGUCUGACCUCUCACAAUCCUCCACUGUUCAGUGGCAGAGAGAGGGCGCAUCCGUUCCUAACAGCACUCUGGUCUACAACAACACUGCAUACAUCAUUUUACACAAUGUCAACCAUCACAGUAAUGGGAAAUACCACUGCACAGGAAGCCACCAGGGAAAGGAACAAAUUUAUAAAAAUCAAACACUUAAAGUGACACAAUAUGCAGAACAAAAAAAGUAUAUUCUAUACAGAGAAAACUCUAACAGUAGUAAUUUGACCCUCAUCUGCAAUUCCAAAAGGACUUAUAACAGAAUAAUGUGGACCCGAGAGCUAAACCAAAAAAUAGAAGUAAUGAUAACUGCAGAAAAAGACAAAAAGCUGGAAGUAUAUGGUGCAAUUAUCCCAGAGAAGCCAUUAUCUACAUUCUACAAUGGAAAUGAUUUCAUCUUCCACAUAUCACCCGUGAAAUUCAAUUACAGUGGAACGUAUAAAUGUAUCGUGAAUGAUAACGUCACCUAUUCAUCCUUAACACUUCACACACUAAGAGUCUUUGCAGAGCCUGCUGUUAUGAUCAGGAAUCAGUCAGUGGUUCUGAGCUGUGAGUUGUCUGACGUGACAGAGCGAGUUACUCUCUCCUGGUUGAAGAUGGAGAGAAACAGAGCAAGGCUAAUUAAACAGGAAGUCCUUACACCAAAAGACCCAAAGAGGAGAGUCAGUGUAACACUGAACAGUGCAUGGGAGGACCUGCUUUUGUACCAGUGCGUUGUGUUUAGUGAGAACACACUCAGAGCUGUAGCUCCAGUAACUCUCCACCUGAUUCAAUCAUUAAGAAAAGAGCCUCAUUCAGCUAUACCUAAACAUACCACAGAACCCACCAGCCAGGGAAACAGUAUGGAAACGCGUAGCAUCAUCAUCAUUGUGUUCACUGUGUCCGGGUGUGUGGUGCUUUUGCUUGGGGCUCUUUUGUUCUACACUCGAAGAAAAUCUUCCACAGAUGGACCAUCUGUGAUAGAGAUGAAGUGUAGAGUUGAUCCAUCCCAUUCACAUUCAUCUCAAGGUGCUGACAUGUUUAGAGUAGAAGAAGAAAAAGAAGGAGAAGAGCUCCACUAUGCCUCCGUCACCAUAGUGGAACUUGAUCGCGGAACAAGUGGAAAUUGUAAAAGGCUCAAGACAGCAAGCAAGAGUGACUCAGUCAUUUACUCAACUGUCAACAUAAAAUAAGAAGCUUGAAUGAAAAUAGAUUAUGCAAUAGAAUUACAAUAGAAAUGCCACAUUUGCCUUAUAUUGUAACUGCACUUCUCUCUCUGAUCUGCCUGUGAUUUCUCCCUAUUACAGAAAUUAAUAUUAUAGAUAAAGCUUGUUCAUCUUCAAAUGAAA
Tachysurus vachellii is the source of this 1391-nucleotide messenger RNA. RefSeq lists its product as uncharacterized. Lineage: Eukaryota; Metazoa; Chordata; Actinopteri; Siluriformes; Bagridae. The coding region runs from base 330 to 1235 and encodes 301 amino acids. The record is from RefSeq and is a predicted model, not a curated record. The transcript is spliced from 8 exons.